Molecule: messenger RNA, 1426 nt
Organism: Candidula unifasciata
Lineage: Eukaryota; Metazoa; Mollusca; Gastropoda; Stylommatophora; Geomitridae
Source: the annotation of a GenBank genome assembly
UUUGUUUGAUAAUAGUGGUGAGAGAUAUUUUAAGCUGAGGAAAAGUGUUCAGAGCUUUGCCUUGUCACAGUUGGGAAUAACAUCAUUUGCUAGAAAUGCUAAAGAGAACAGGUAUAUAGCAGAAACCUUCAAUUUUCAUCUGUGUCCCAUGUCUUUUGGUUCACAUGAUCAGAGAUUUUAUAUGCAGGCAUCUUCAGUUCAGUUCCUGUGUAAACACAAGUUUGACUUUAACAUGUGGCUUUAUCAGGGGCUUCCAUACCUCAAUAAAGUGGAAGAGAAAGAACUGGAGGAGGAACUGGAGAAUGGUCUUCUCUUCAGUGGCAUUGAGAGGGAGCUGGAUGAGAAGGAGUUGCAGAGUCUGUGUUCUGGAGUUGCUGCCUGGGUGUCUACAGCCUCUGUUGGAGAUUGUUUGACACUGCACAUAGAUGAAAGUAAGGAUCUUAUAGCACUCCUUUCACUUGUUGUGGAGAAAGUAGAUCAUGUGAGGAGAAUUCUACUUGAAAAACAGAGCAAGGAAUUUGAAUCACAACAGCUUCAACUGCAUAUAACUGAAAUGCUUGGAUUUACCAGAGUAUUCCGUCUGCUUCAGCGUGCUAGAAAACCAAUCGUUGGUCACAACUUAUUGAUGGACUUGAUGUUUAUGUAUGAGAAAUUUCAUCUGCCACUUCCAGAUAAUUACAGGUUAUUCAAGGAAGAUAUUCAUGCUUUAUUCCCCACAAUUUUUGAUACAAAACAUAUCAACCACUGCCUUAGAAAGCCUCUGAAGUCCUUGGAGAUUUUCAAGACUGGAAAUCUACAUGAACUGUAUGAGGUACUUCACAGCGAUCGUGUGACAGGUUUGAUGCUGCAACAGCCAACAGUUGUAUUAGCAAAUGCCGAACUGAAUGCAGGGGAAGGCAAAGCUGCACAUCACGCAGGAUAUGAUUCUUAUGUCUGCGGCUGUGUAUUUCUGCGUCUGUGCCAUCUGCUGCACUUCCGCAACUUUGAUUCCAUGGAUGUUUCCACUUGCUCUUUCAAGAUGUAUCUCCCAUCAGUGAAAGAAUAUUGCAAUUGUAUCAAUGUUAUCAGGGCAAUGGUGAAUUACAUAAACCUUGCUGGAAGUGAACCGCCCGUGCAGAGGCCACCCUUGAUUCAUGUGCAGGCGAUUAAAACUGGCACAAAGCUCAUCCCGCAGCAGCUGGCAUUGUGGUUCUCUUUAUAUGGUGCCGUUGAUGUACAGAUGAUCAAUUCAAGACAGGCAGUUGUUGCUACAGCCAACUUUAUCACUGCACAAGACAUCAUCAGUGCUUUCAAGGACCAUGAUGUUAUUAAAGUGACAAAGUACAGAUUCUGGGAGCACUCCUUCUUUGGACAAAGUGUGUUUUUGUGUUCACUUGCUGUUGCCACAGGCUCUUGCAUAUUUAUACUGAUGAGUGUUUUCAGAUAG